CCAGUGCAUAAUUCACAUCAGGGGACUUUGGCUCACCGUCUGCUCAGUGAUAACAAAGGGAGAGGCAGGGGGGAGCAGGCAGUAGAGCCUGCUGUACCGACUCCUCUUGCGCACAUAAGGCUGUUCUGAUAUGAUGAGAAGGAUGUGUCUGUCAUGGGGAUUAGUGGCGGUUUGCAUCUCUUCCACGCUGUGUGGCAUGGGGCUCGGGUAUGGAGAGGACAUUGAUGUGAACUAUGCAGACUCAUAUUACAAUGAAAUUUCAGAGGAUGACCCCUCAGAAGCGGUGACCCCCACAGCAGCUCCCUGUGCUGCCAGGGACCUGAGCAGGUGGGACAAGCUCUUCAUCAUGCUGGAGGACUCCCACAUGAGGCAGAACAUGCUCAUGCAGCAUGUGGAUGACAUGGUCAGAGUGGAGCUUCAGUACCUGAGGGACGAGAUGAGGCGCCUGUCCACUGACAACAGAAGAGCCUGCGCCACAGCGCUGGAGGGCACGUGCGCGGGGCUGGGCGAGCAGAUGAGCCGAGGCUUCCAGCACACCCAGCGUCAGCUCAGGGAGGCUGAGGAGAAGUGCCAGACACAGCACAACGCAACACGCCACCUGCUACAGGACACCCAAAAGGCCCAGGCUGCCCGCCUGGCCAAGCUGGAGAGUGGGUAUGGGCACGGGGCUUCUCUGGGGCAGGCGCCCAUGAAGACCCGGCCAACACAUCCCAAAGAGCAGGAUGCAACCUCUGCAGGUGGAACCAAGAUGGAGAGGACUCUUCUGGCAGUAGCGUCAGACCUCCAGAGAGUCCAGGCACAGUUAGCUGUCUUCCAAAGGUCAUCUGCCUCUCGUUACAUACCAUCAGGCUGUGAGAUGGCCCUGUUCUUUCCCAUGCGCUCUCGACAUGCCUUUGCCACUGUGAAGCCCGACAGGCCGAUGUCCUUGAGGUCCUUCACCGUGUGUCUCUGGGCUAAAGUGACAGAGUCCCUCAACAAGACAGUGCUAUUCUCCUAUGGCACCCAACAGAACCCUCAAGAGCUCCAGCUUCUCCUGACGUGGCGAUCAGUGCACUUCACCGUCGGUGGGGAGUCUCGGCUGGUGGGGGCACAGAGUGUGGCAGACGCAGGGCAGUGGAGGCACUAUUGCGGCACAUGGAGCUCCAACCAGGGUCUGGCUUCCCUGUGGGUCGAUGGGCAGCAGGUUGCCCAUUCCCCUGGGGUGGCCGAGGGGCACGUCCUGGCAGCAGAUGGCACAGUGCUGUUGGGGCAGGAGCGGGGAGGUCCUGGGCUGGAGCGAGAUGUUGACCCAAUGCUAGCCUUCACAGGCAAGAUGUCGGGGGUGAAUGUGUGGGACCAUGUCCUGGCUGCGGAGAGGAUCUCACAGAGUGCAAGGCCAGAGGGGUCAUGUGAUGAUCGUGGAAAUGUGAUUGGCUGGGGUGUUUCAGAGGUGACACCAUACAGCAGUGUUCAAUACAUCAACUGACUGACUUUCCACAGGGAUGAAAACUUUGGAAGAGAGAUUUCCUACAAGGGGCUUUAAUGAUACACUAGAAAAGAGAAAGAAAAGGUUAAGAUUGAAAUGGACAGAAUUCUUGAUAAUUCAAGUUAAAUGUGUGUACACAUCUGAAAGGGAGAGAAUACUUUUUAGUAUUUCUUUACCCUUUUAAAAUUCCUUUA
Clupea harengus (Atlantic herring) is the source of this 1659-nucleotide messenger RNA. It is a transcript of the gene ptx3b, whose product is annotated as pentraxin 3, long b. Gene Ontology annotation, molecular function: complement component C1q complex binding. Gene Ontology annotation, biological process: innate immune response. NCBI's taxonomy places the organism in Eukaryota, Metazoa, Chordata, Actinopteri, Clupeiformes, Clupeidae. The record is from RefSeq and is a predicted model, not a curated record.